CUUUUAUCCUCUUUACAUCACAACCCCAACCCCAAAGUUUUAUAUAAACACAACCCUCCUACUAAUCUCUCAAAAGACAACAAAAACACCUAAACAAAUGAUGAAACUGAAAUCAAAGAGACUAUACCGAAGCUUUUCAAGGUUGCGCAGCGGCAGUAGUGGUGGUGUGAGUGGCGGCAGCGGUGGCGGCAAUUGUGAUGGUGAGAAGAGGGGCAACACAACGGUGAUGGGAUCAAUGGGUGAAGUCAAAUGGGAACUGAGACCUGGUGGGAUGCUUGUGCAAAUUAGGAAAGAUGUUGCAGGUGGAGAAAGUGUUACAGAAGGGAUUAUUAUUGUCCGGGUGACUACUAUUUCACAAUGGCAUGAUAUUUCUGUUCGAGCGACUUCAACUUUUGGAGAACUGAAGAGCAUAUUAUCAUCAAUGACAGGCUUUGAGACGAAAGAGCAAAGACUAUUGUUUAAAGGGAAAGAACGAGAAGAUGGAGAACACCUGCACAUGGUUGGGGUUCAAGACAAAGACAAGGUACUGUUGUUACAAGAUCCAGCCAUCAAAGAGAAGAAACGUCUUGGGUUAGACAAACCACCUCUAUAUCGUACAAUCACUGUAUAAACAUUUACAUAAAAGCUAAUAGUUCUCUACAUACUUGUUUAUGUAGAGAUAUCGUCCUAGAUUUUACUAACCACAUCACCCUC
Messenger RNA from Lactuca virosa, 693 nucleotides. NCBI's taxonomy places the organism in Eukaryota, Viridiplantae, Streptophyta, Magnoliopsida, Asterales, Asteraceae. The record is from the annotation of a GenBank genome assembly.